CAGCACUCUCAGCAAGUGAGCAUUCCAAGUCCAAUCUAUUCCAAGACAAAGAGAUAGUUAUAAGGAGCCUCGAUCAUGUCUUCAAUUCUCCCACCGAUCCCACGCUUCGUGAUGACCGUCUUUGAGCCAAUCUCACUUAUCGCAGGCUGUGCAGCCCCGUUUGUCUCGGCAUCAUAUUUUGUGUCUGAACAGAUUCCAAAGUCGCCCAAUAUCCCUCUUGACGCAAAUACCAGCAUGGUUGCGUACCAACUUGGUAACAUCUAUCUCCUGCUUGCCAUGGUUGGCAUUGCUGUACUGUAUACCACAACCGAAGCAGCCGUCGUGCGGAAUUACGUAGUUGCACUCUGGCUUGCUGAUAUCUCUCAUGUUGGUAUUACAUGCUAUGUCAUGCCGCAUGAGCACCUUAUGGAUGUUGCGAAUUGGAAUGCUAUGACCUGGGGGAAUAUUGGUGUAACUGUCUUCCUUUUCUCUGUCCGUACUGGCUAUCUCCUUGGUCUUUUUGGUCCGGAUCGCCAGCCUGUGGUACCGUGGAAGAAGCUGCAAUAGAGAGAGAGAGAGUAAGAAAACGGCGGAAACAGAGUUCGGAAGUCUAUGGGACAAGCGUUCGAGAAUGAAAAAAAUUGUAUCUUCGGGUAAAAUCGCGUCCUGAGAGAAGUUUCCGCUGGUAAAUAUUUGUUCACUCUACAGCGGUCUUGAGGGGCCCAGGAGCUGAACAGAUGAAGAACUGUGGCAAUGCGUUUCUUAACAAAACUGAUACUCCAACGCUCCAUCCAACCACCAUUUAGUUUGUCGUGAAUAUUGUUAUACCAGUCGAUUGAAUUGGGGUGACACGAGUGUCGACAUCCUGAUGUUGCCGGAGGCCAUUCAUCUUGGACCAUUUCCUGCGGAGCUAGACAUUGC
Cadophora gregata is the source of this 900-nucleotide messenger RNA. RefSeq lists its product as uncharacterized. Bases 76 to 546 code for a protein of 156 amino acids. Lineage: Eukaryota; Fungi; Ascomycota; Leotiomycetes; Helotiales; Ploettnerulaceae. The transcript has 4 exons. The record is from RefSeq and is a predicted model, not a curated record.